AUGUCAAAAUUACCAUUGAUUAUGCUCUUUUCUUCCCUUUUUAUCCAUGCAUCUUUGGCUGAAAUUGUGUGUGAGGAGUUGCAAAAGGAUCUAUGUUCUUUCUCGAUAGCUUCUUCGGGGAAACGAUGUUUGUUGGAGACGGAGAAGGCGGCAGAUGGUGUCGUAGAAUAUCAGUGCACGACAUCAGAAGUUGUGGUGGAGAGAAUGGCGGGAUACAUAGAGACGGAUCAAUGUGUGAAAGCUUGUGGAGUUGAAAGGAAUUUUGUUGGAAUUUCUUCAGAUGCAUUGCUUGAGUCACAAUUCACAGCUAAACUUUGUUCCCCAUCUUGUUUCCAAAAUUGUCAAAACAUUGUUGACCUUUACUACAAUUUGGCUGCUGGAGAAGGUGUGUUUUUGCCGGACCUAUGUGAGAUGCAAAAGACCAACCCUCGCCGCGCUAUGGUUGAGCUUGUGAGCUCUGGAGCUGCACCGGGACCUGUCUCUUCUGUGUCGGAGGACAUUCAUGCAGCAUUUGCUCCUGCUCCCUUGUAA
This is a messenger RNA of Lathyrus sativus (Indian pea), 531 nucleotides long. NCBI's taxonomy places the organism in Eukaryota, Viridiplantae, Streptophyta, Magnoliopsida, Fabales, Fabaceae. The record is from the annotation of a GenBank genome assembly.